Molecule: messenger RNA, 11046 nt
Organism: Bipolaris maydis ATCC 48331
Lineage: Eukaryota; Fungi; Ascomycota; Dothideomycetes; Pleosporales; Pleosporaceae
Biological process (GO): secondary metabolite biosynthetic process; amino acid activation for nonribosomal peptide biosynthetic process
Cellular component (GO): cytoplasm
Molecular function (GO): catalytic activity; phosphopantetheine binding
Source: RefSeq, a predicted model, not a curated record
AUGGGAGAUUGCCAAGAAGAACUAUCAAACCUCAGCGCCCAGGAUCUUGAGAAGAUAUGGGCAAUAAACGAAAAGAUCUUGCCAGCAGCAGUGGAUCGAUGUGUGCAUGAGCUGUUUGCAGAACAAGCAAAGGCACGGCCUACUGCUCCAGCUCUUUGCGCAUGGGAUGGCGAAAUGACUUACGACGAGCUAGACAGGCUAUCUAGCCAACUAGCAAAUCAUCUUAUCCACAACCUAGAAGUUAAACCCGAAGAUAUAGUGCCGCUAUGCUUCGAAAAGUCUAUGUGGACGAUCGUAGCUAUACUAGCAGUACUCAAAGCUGGCGGGGCUUUUGUGCCACUAGAUCCUGAUCAUCCAGCCAGUCGACACGAGGAGAUCUUCAAGCAGACAGAGGCUAAAUUAGUCCUCACAUCGGUGCAACAUGCGAUGUUGUGGCCGGACCCAGCUCGCCAUGUUGUUCCGAUUGGUGAGGCCUUCGUCAGUCAGCUGUCAUCUACCGAAAACAUGAAAGAGGCUACAGUCAACCCAAGUAAUACUGCCUAUAUUAUGUUCACGUCCGGAAGCACUGGAAUCCCAAAGGGUGUUGUUUUGGAACAUCGUGCAGUCUCUACAAGCUGUCUAAGCCAUGGGAAGGCAAUUGGGCUCAAACCAGAUACCCGAGCCCUUCAAUUCGCCACCUACACGUUUGAUGCGUGUAUAGCUGAGAUUAUCACACCGCUAUUACACGGCAGUUGCAUCUGUAUCCCUUCUGAAGACGAUCGGCAGAAUGCUCUACCAGAGGCAAUCAACACCAUGAAUGUAAACUGGGCACAGCUUACCCCAACUGUUGCACGCCUACUAGAUCCUCAAAAAACCCCAUCCCUAAGAACACUUGUUCUUGGAGGAGAACGAGUAAAUGCUGUUGAUUGGGAAAGAUGGGGGGAUAGCGUUGAGCAAAUCAAUGCAUAUGGUCCCACAGAGUGUGCAGUCUGGUGUACUUCGUAUACUAAUGGUGCUCAAGGUUACAAGCCAGGAAUCAUUGGUAAACCUAUUGCUUCAGUCAGCUGGGUCGUCGAUCCAGACGACUGUAACAAGCUCGUCCCCCUUGGUGCGAUCGGCGAAUUGCUAGUUGAGGGACCGAUCCAAGCGCGUGGAUAUCUCAACGACGUAGUGAAGACAGAGGCUGCCUUUAUUAACAACCCCUCCUGGCUAUUGAAUGGCACUAAAACCUCUGCUGGUCGACAAGGAAGGCUUUACAAGACGGGCGACCUAGUCUACUAUAACACAGAUGGCAAUCUGAUGUAUAUAGGCCGUAAAGACAGUCAGGUUAAAGUCAGGGGUCAGCGCGUUGAGCUUAGCGAGAUUGAAUAUCACCUGCAUGAAUGCAUGCCUGAGGUUAAACAGAUGGCAGUUGAAGUAAUCUCACCAGCGGGUGACACGGAUAAGGCUAUGGUAGCAGUUUUCCUGGAGCUGGAUGAAGAAACAUGUGGCACUUAUCAUGUCAGCGAAUCAUUCGGAAGCAAUCCCGCCAUGCGAUUGGCCCGUAUGGACGACACUGACAUAGAGUUGGUUCAGCGAUUGCCAAGCCAUAUGGUUCCUGAAGUGUACUUUGCGAUAGCAAAACUUCCGAUGACAACAUCUACCAAGGUCAACCGGCGACAACUGCGGGAAAUUGGGGCAUCGCUCUCAAUCCAGCAGCUAGCAGAGAUGCGUACGAGCAGCCGAGGCAUUAGUAGGCGACCUGCAGAGACACAGGUGGAACGGACAAUGCAGCAGCUAUGGGCACAGGUGCUAGGCAUUGAGGCGAGCCGUAUCGGCCUGGAUGACAGCUUUUUCCGCCUAGGAGGUGACUCGAUCAGCGCCAUGAGGCUCGUCGCCGAAGCACGCCACCUCGGUCUCAAUCUAACAGUCUAUGACAUUUUCCACGCUCCACGGUUAGGCCAUCUAGCCAACCAGACCAUGCAUCACCUCUCGACUGGCCUCAGUGCCAUCACAAGAGGCGAAUAUUCUGGGCCAGUCGCCCAGUCCUUUGCUCAGAAUCGGCUAUGGUUCCUGGAGGCGCUACACCCGGGUCUGCACUGGUAUCUUGUGCCAAUUGCACUACGCAUCAAUGGCCCUCUUCAACUUGAUGCACUCAAGGCUGCACUGCGGACAAUAGAACAUCGACAUGAAACGCUGCGGACGACCUUUUCUACUCACAAUGGUACAGGCGUACAGCUCGUUCAUCAAUUCUCUGACGAAAAAGACGUUACUGUCAUUGAAGUCCCUUCAAAUGACAAACACCAUCUCCUAGAUGCAUUGCAGGAAGACCAGACAACAUCUUUCUGUCUGCAAAACGAGCCAGGAUGGAGAGUGCGCAUCUACCGACUGAACGAACAGGAACACGUGUUAUCCAUUGUAAUGCAUCACAUCGUCUCUGACGGCUGGUCAUUGGAUGUUCUGAAGAAAGAGCUGGCUGUGCUCUACGCUGCUGCUGUCCGUGGCGAGAACCUGAUCUCGCGGCUAUCGCCUCUACCAGUCCAGUACCGCGAUUUUUCAGCCUGGCAAAGAAUGCCAGAGCAGAUGCAAGGAUAUCAGAAACAGCUUGAAUAUUGGGUAGCCGAACUGCAAUCAAGCCGCCCAGCAGAGUUUUUGUGCGACAAGCCUCGACCAAUGACCCUGUCUGGCAAGGCGGGUGUGCACAAGAUCAGAAUUGACGGUCAGGUUUGCAGCAAACUGCGGCGGUUCUGUAGAACACAUGAAGUGACUCCGUUUGUCGUACUACUUGCCACUUUCCGCGCUGCACACUAUCGUCUUACUGGCCAAGAAGAUGCAACAAUUGGCACUCCUAAUGCCAACCGAGACCAAUGGGAACUUAAAGACAUGAUAGGAUUCUUUGUAAAUAUGCAGUGCAUUCGAAUUAAAGUUGAGGACGACGAAACAUUUAAAGAACUCGUACAGCAGGUCUAUAACACGGUAGUGGCUUCGCUUGCUAACCAAGACGUGCCUUUUGAGAGUGUUGUCUCUACGCUUCAAAGAGAUAGAGAUAUCUCUCGUAACCCCCUCGCACAAGUCGCCUUCGCGCUUCACACGCAGAAAGACCUGGGUAAGCUUACGCUAGAGGGUGUCGACACCAAUAUCAUAGACGUUGCCACUACUUCGCGAUUCGAUCUCGAAUUCCACUUCUUCCAAGAAAGAAGCGGCCUACAGGGCUACAUAUACUUUUCAGAAGACCUGUUUGUUCCGGAGACGAUAGCGUGCCUAGGAUCUGUUUUUGAGACUUUGCUCGACCAAUGUCUUGCCAGACCUGAGACAAAGAUUGCAUCGACGCAGCUUAUGACUAACAAGACAUACGCUCAGCUCGACCAGAUGAAGCUGCUCCAAGUAGACGACAAGCCUGGCACUCGAGCGUCAAACAUCGUCGACGUCUUCCGCGAGCAAGCUGCUGCGUGGUCUUCCAAGGUCGCGAUUAAGGAUACACGUGGAGAGAUGACCUACGACCAGUUGGAUAUCCAGUCAGACAGACUCGCUCAAGCGCUCACAACAAGGGCACUAACUCCUGAAACUGCGAUAGGUGUUCUUGCACUCCGAAGCUGUGAGACGAUCGUGGCCUUUCUCGGCAUUUUAAAAGCAGGAUUAGCCUACGUGCCUUUGGAUGCGAAAUCACCAGCAGAGCGUACGGAGUCUAUAUUAUCAUCUUUCCAAGGGCAGAGACUCGUACUAGUUGGCAUGGAUGUUGAGAUUCCUGUUCUUACAUCAGAAAAUGUCGAGUUCGUACGCAUCGCCGACAUGCUAAACGGGGCCACUGACAACAGUCUUGUCCGGGGUACUUUGGAAGGCAAUCACAGUCUAGGACCCUCCGCCAACAGUAUUGCUUACAUUAUCUUUACCUCAGGCUCCACUGGCCGGCCCAAAGGGGUCAUGGUAGAGCACCGCGGCAUUGUGCGCAUGGCGCAACAUGAUCGCAUCACAGAUUUCCAGUCAACCAAAGCUACAGCGCACAUGGCAAACCUUGCGUUCGACGGAUCGUCAUGGGAGAUAUACACAUGUCUUCUAAAUGGCGGUACUCUUGUCUGCAUCGAUGCCAAUACUGUGCUAGAUCAGGAUGCCUUACUCGAAGUCUUUACUCGACAUAGUAUUCGGAUCGCCUUUUUCACCCCUGCUCUCCUCAAACUCUCUCUAGCCGCAUCCCCGCGCACGAUUGGCGCACUUGACGUGCUACUUGUAGCUGGAGAUCGAGCUGACCCAGGAGAUAUGUUGGCAGCACAGAGCUUGGUGAAAGGUAAGGUAGCUAACGCAUAUGGUCCGACUGAGAACUCGGUCAUGAGCACGUUGUAUAUUUUGACCGAAAACGAGAAGUUUGUAAAUGGUGUGCCUAUCGGUAGAGCCAUCAGCAGCUCGGGCGCCUAUGUUAUGGAUUCUAAGCAGCAGCUUGUGCCACUUGGCGUUAUCGGCGAGCUAGUAGUAACUGGAGACGGUCUUGCACGGGGAUACACAGAUUCUAGGCAGGACAUCGAUCGCUUCAUUGUGGUUACUAUUAGCGGCACUACAAUACGAGCCUACCGGACUGGCGACUAUGUACGGCAGCGACCCAUGGACGGACAACUUGAAUUCUUUGGCCGCAUGGAUGGGCAGGUUAAGAUCCGAGGCCACCGCAUUGAGCUUGGCGAAAUCGAAAGCGUCCUUUGUAGCCACAGAUGCGUGCGCGAUGCCGCGGUGGUGUUGGCACAGAAGGACCAAAGCGACCACGCGAUUUUUGGCUACGUCACGCUUAAGCAAGAAGCUACGAUGACCGAGGAUCCGAUUGAAGACAGCCGCCAGCUACAGCAUGUCAACGCAUGGGAAGAGCGCUUCGAUUCCGAGACUUACGCUCUAAUCGACGGCAUCAAACCUGAGACUGUUGGAAGAGACUUCGUUGGCUGGACAUCCAUGUACGAUGGGAGCGACAUUGACAAGGCUGAGAUGAACGAGUGGCUAGAUGAAACCAUUCGUGCCAUCUUUGCAAUUACUAAUGGCGAGCCAAGGCACAUCCUAGAGAUCGGCUCAGGUACUGGGAUGAUUCUCUUCAAUCUCAGGGACAGCUUGCAGGGCUACGUGGGACUCGAUCCGUCUGAAAAGGCCGUCAGCUUCAUCAUGGAGACAGCUAGGUGUAUCCCUUCGUUCAAAAACAAGGUGCGCAUGUACCAGGCCACAGCAACGGACACUAAUCGCAUAGAACGGCCUCUUACGGCCGACCUAGCUAUUCUAAACUCGGUCGUGCAGUACUUCCCGAGCCAAGAAUAUCUAUUCCGUGUAGUAGAAGAUUUACUCCAUAUUGAAGGUAUAAAGAUGCUAUUCUUUGGUGACAUCCGAUCUCAUGCGCUGCACCGAGAGUUCCUGGCGAUGAGAGCGCUGCAGAUUGCGGGUGAUGGGGCGGGGAAAGAAGACAUCCUGCGUAUAAUGGAAGACAUGGAGCAGGUUGAGCGCGAGCUGCUAGUCGAUCCUGGGUUUUUUACUUCUCUACCAAGUCGUCUACCUGGCCUUGUUGAACAAGUAGAGAUCCAGCCUAAGAAGAUGAAGGCAACUAACGAGCUAAGCUGCUACCGUUACACUGCAAUUGUUCACACCAAGUACGGAAGGGCACUGUGCAAAGAGGUGCGACGUGUCGCUGAAAGCGAGUGGAUUGAUUUCGAGACACAAAAACUGAAUCGUUCAUCUCUUUUGCAGCGACUAGAAAAUCUCUCUAGCGCGCACACUGUAGCCGUCAGCAAUAUUCCACACAGCAAGACCAUCUUUAGUCGAUGCCUUCUAAGCUCCCUGGACAGCCAAACGCCAGUCCAGAGAGAAUGGAUUUCUUCAGUUCGCCAACAGGCCGACCAAACACCGUGUCUGUCUGCUACGGAUCUAAUGGAUAUAGCUGAAGAGGCUGGCUGCCGUGUGGAGAUCAGCUGGAGCAGACAGUACUCUCAGCGCGGGGGGUUAGACUGCAUAUUCUACUCUUGUCAGCCUGAUGAUAAACCAUCUCGAGCGCUGUUUGAGUUCCCUAGCGACCACGCGGAUCGACCACAACACACAUUUAGUAACAGACCGUUGCACCGGCGGUUUGUCAAAGAAGUGCGAUAUCAACUGGAAGAAACCGUGCGGCUCCAACUCCCUGAAUACAUGGUCCCGAAGUCUAUUCAUGUCCUCGAAAAGCUCCCAAUCAACGCGAGUGGCAAAGUGGACCGGAAGGCGCUCACUCAGAAAGCACAACUCAAAACAAGAGGCACUCAAGGCACGAAGCGGCAGCCAAGGACGCAGGCCGAACGGACGAUGCAGCAGCUAUGGGCACAGGUUCUGGGCAUCGAGACGAGCCGCAUCGGCCUGGACGAUAGCUUUUUCCGCCUAGGUGGCGACUCCAUCACCGCUAUGAAGUUGGUAGCCGUGGCUCGUGAGAAACAAGUGGGGACCACAGUCGCGAACAUCUUCCAGUAUCCCAAGCUUGCAGAGAUGGCAGCUCGGGCUAACCAAUGUGCUCCUAUCCUUGGUAGCGACAUUGCUCCAUUCUCUCUGCUGGAUCCUAGCGUAGACCCAGAGCAAGUAUGCAAAGAGGUAGCAGCUGUCUGCAAUAUAGAUCCAAACCUUAUUGAGGAUGUUUAUCCAUGCUCGCCAUUGCAGGAGGGUAUGUUGUCAUUGACAUUGAAGCACGCUGGCGACUACACCAUGCAGUGCGUGCUGGAGCUGCGGGCGGAUGCAAACGAGGAUGCUUUCCGCGCUGCGUGGGAAGAGGUUACUCAAUCUCUACUAGUUUUGCGUACAAGGAUAUUGCAACACAGCACACUGGGCCUCUUACAAGCUGUCUUGGCAGAGAAACCAGAGUGGGUUGUGGCAAACAACCUAGCAACAUACCUGGAUCAAAGUCAAUCAUCACCUAUAGAGCUUGGGCAGCCGCUCGUACAUUUUGCGCUGGUCCGCGAUCAGCAAACAAAGAAGCGCUGGUUUGUAUGGACGAUCCAUCACGCUUUGUACGAUGGCUGGUCGGUUCCUCGCAUCGUGAGCGCGGUCAGAACAAUCUACGAUGGUGGAGUUUUGAGGAAACAGCCUGGCUUCAACUCCUUCAUCAAGUACCUGAGCAAGCAAGACCAGGAUGCUACCGCAACGUACUGGAAGGCUGCACUAGGCGGCUGCACGGCUACUACGCCUUUUCCGCCACUUGUCCCUGGCGUGCAACCACCAAUUGCAGACGCGAUUGUGGAGUAUCAAUGCCCAUCUUUUCCUAGGAUGACAUCUGACGCGACACUUUCCGCUACUAUCCGCGCGGCCUGGGCUAUCCUUAUUAGCCAGUAUACUGGCUUAGAUGACGUGGUAUUUGGUGCUACAGUAAAUGGCCGCAACGCACCUGUGGCUGGCAUCGAAGAUAUAAUUGGCCCGACCAUCGCAACAGUGCCCGUGCGAAUACGCAUAGAUAGUAAAGAAUGGAGCGUGCAAAGGUUUCUUGGAUUAGUACAGAAGCAGGCAACUGACAUGAUCCCGUAUGAACAGACAGGCUUGCAACAGAUUGCAAAACUAGGCCUGGAUGCACAGCAUGCUUGCGGCUUCCAGACAUUACUGGUCGUUCAGCCGACUGGAGACGAACUAGAGGUCAAUAAUGAGUUUGGGAUAUGGGAGAGUGUAUCAGGGCUACAGGGCUUCACUACAUAUGCGCUUAUGGUUCAGUGUACGCCUACUGAAAAGGGGUUGCGAUUCACGGCCAGCUUCGAUGCGAGAGUAAUUAACCAUUGGCGGAUGGAAAAGAUGCUACAUCAGCUUAGCUUUGUCAUACAGCAGCUUACCGCAGCCGAUGCUGGCACAAAGGUUGCUGAGAUUGACACUACGACGCCCGAAGAUAGGGAGCAGCUGUGGACAUGGAACCAGACGGUACCAGCGGCGACCAGUCGAUGUGUGCACGAGCUAUUUGCGGAACAGGCAAAGGCGCGGCCCUCUGCGCUCGCUAUUUGCGCAUGGGAUGGUGAGAUGACCUACAGCGAGCUAGCUAGGCAGUCAACCCAGCUCGCAGGUUAUCUUGUUAAUCUAGGAGUGGGAGUUGAAGACAUAGUGCCGCUAUGCUUCGAAAAGUCUAUCUGGACAGUCGUAGCCAUGCUAGCAGUACUCAAAGCUGGUGGAGCGUUUGUGGCGCUAGAUCCAGAUCACCCAACCAGCCGACACAAGAUGAUUCUCAAGCAGACAUUCAAGCAGAGAGACGCCAAGGUUGUGCUUACAUCAGUACAACAUGCAACAAUGUGGAAAGACUUGGACUUAGCUGGCAAUGUUGUUGCAGUCAGCGAGGCCCUCAUUAGUCGCUUGCCAUCCAGCGAAAUAGACGGAAGCAGGGUACAGCCACACAACACAGCGUACAUUAUCUUCACCUCAGGAAGUACUGGUGUGCCUAAAGGUAUCAUUUUAGAACACAAGGCGCUUUCAACGAGUUGUUUAGGUCACGGAAGAGCAUUUGGCAUGUCGCAUAACACCCGCGUUCUUCAAUUUUCAACUUACACAUUCGACGCUUCUAUGGCGGAGAUUGUUACCACACUCGUGCAUGGUGGAUGUCUAUGUGUACCGUCUGAGAGCGAACGGCGAGAUGGUUUAGCAGAAGCUAUGAAUAAGAUGGACGUUAACUGGGCGAUGUUAACUUCUUCAGUUGCGCGGCUACUGGAUCCAAAAUCCAUUCCAUCUCUCAAAACAUUGGUUCUCGUAGGAGAGCAGGUCACCCCAGCAGAUUGGAAUCGAUGGCCACAUUCUGUGCAGAUGAUAAACGGAUAUGGGCCUUCAGAAUGCUGUAUCAUCUGUACCUGUCAUGCGAAGAAGGAAGACUAUAACUCAGGUACGAUUGGAAAAUCGGUUGCUUCGACAAGCUGGAUUGUACAUCCUGAAAAUCACAACAUGCUAGUACCGUUAGGGUGUGUUGGGGAGCUCUUGGUUGAAGGCCCAAUCCUUGCACGUGGAUACCUUGAGGAUGAAGAGAUGACUAACUCCGUGUUUGUACAUGAUCCCAUCUGGCUACUAGAAGGGUGCAAAAACUAUCCAGGCCGACCAGGAAAGUUAUACAAGACAGGCGACCUAGUUCACUACAACAACUCAGAUGGCACCUUGACAUAUAUUGGACGAAAAGAUAACCAGGUCAAGAUACGUGGGCAACGGAUUGAGUUGGGUGAGAUCGAACACUGUCUAUACGAAUGUAUACCUGGAGUCAAACAGCUAGCAGUCGAGGCUAUCCAACCAUCGGGACAAGGAAGCCAGCCACUGCUAGCAGCUUUCUUACAUCUCCAAAGCAACACUCAGCAUGCUGAGCUCAUAGGCAACACUACCAGAAACGACUCGACAGCACAAUUUGUCCUCCCAGAUGGAGUAGACAAGAGACUGACUGAGAGACUACCAGAGUAUAUGGUACCUACAGUAUUCUUCUCUGUUGCACAGAUGCCUAUGACAGCAUCCAGAAAGACUGAUCGGAGACGAUUGCGGGAGAUUGGGGCCUCAUUCUCGGCUCAACAGCUAGUGGAGAUGCGUACGCGUAGUAAAGGUCCAAAGCGGCAGCCUACAACACAGGCUGAAUUAACGAUGCAGCAUCUAUGGGCAAAAGUGCUAGGCAUUGAGGCGGGCAGCAUCGGCUUAGAUGACAGCUUCUUCCGCCUAGGCGGUGACUCUAUUACCGCCAUGAAGCUCGUCGGCGAAGCUAAAAAACAGUCUAUUCUACUGAAUGUUGCGGACCUCCUUCGCAAUCCAAAGCUGUCGUCUGUUGUUCAUCUUGCACAUCCAGAGCAACAACCAGCUCUGGUAAAUCCCAGUCCCUUCUCUUUAUUAUCCUCAACAAGACAAGAUCACCUUCUCUCCGAGCUAUUGAAGAGCGAUGAGAGUUUGUGUAGCACCGAGGUCUCCGACAUACUUCCAGCGACACACAUGCAACACGUUGUAAUUUCUAGAGGUAUCAGAUCUCGACCUCUAGCCUUCAACUAUCUUUUCCUGGAUAUGGGCUAUGAAGUCGAUAUUCCUCGUCUCAAAGAUGCUUGCUCUACUCUGGUUCAACAUUUUUCAAUGCUCCGGACAAAGUUCGUCUAUCUCGAAGGCAACCUCUGGCAGGUCGUCCUUCGCAGCCCUGGUCUCCGAUUUUCCGAGUUUGAACUUUCCAAACCGCUGGAGAAAGCAUCAGAUGUUAUCUGUACGCAUGACAUUGCACAAUCAUCUCCGACGGAACUACCAACAUCCUUCAUGUUUAUCAAGAGUGCUGACGGGGAGCAUCGUUUAAUCAUUCGCCUUUCCCAUGCACAAUACGAUGGAGUCUGUCUCCCCAAGAUUUUGGACACGCUUUCGUGUAUCUACAAUAGAAAGCCUCUUGGUCCUUCAUACCCUUUUUCAACCUUUUUGGCGUAUGCACAGAGUCAACGUCCCGCUUCGGAGCUGUACUGGCGCAGGCUGCUUCAAGGCUCGAAUAUGAUCAAAAUUACUUCGUUGCUCUGUCCUCGCGUGCCAGAAAGUAACGAUCAAAGUGGGAUAAACGUUGUAAGAAUCAUCAACAUGCCGAAGCUUCCCAAGAACUUGACGACAGCUUCGGUUGUCAGUGCUGCUUGGGCAAUGAUACUUUCACACAUCACUGGGGAAGAAGAUGUCACAUACGCAUCCAUAGUGGCUGGCCGGAACUCUAAUGUCCCCUACAUUUCAGAGAUUGUUGGACCUUGCGUAAACGUCAUUCCAGUUCGCGCGCAAGUUCUGCCAUCCAAGACAUUGACCGAACUCGCAUGUUCUAUUCAAGAUCAAUACACGUCACUUGGAGAAUCGGAUUCCAUGGGGUUCAAGGACAUAGCUCAAAGCUGUACAGACUGGCCAGCCGGCACAAUGUUCGACUCAGUGAUUCAGCACCAAAACAUUGACGAGAACCCAACGAUCGACUUCCCAGGUACAACCGGGCGACUUAAAUGGUUUCAAAACCCUCAUAUGGUGUCUGAUAUCUUAACUGUAAUGUCUCAUCCGCAAAACGGCAGGCUGAAACUUGUGGUUAGUGCCAACACUCACAUCAUAACAAUGGAAAACGCGGACAUGAUCAGUCGGAUGCUCUGUGACACAAUCACAGGGCUAUUUAAUGCAUCACAACAGCUGUAA